AUGCUCACGCUGACCCAGACCACCCUUGCCCUCGGGCUCGCCUUGACCUCGACCUCGGCGCAGUCCAACCCAAUCUACGACAAAUGGUGCGGAAAAUACUAUCGAUACGGUGCUCCUACCACUGGCUACGAGAUCGGAUGGAAGUUCCCCUACCCAGCUCUGUCCGAUUCUCCUCUGCUUGACUUUCAAUGCACCCCCCGUAGCUCGUACUAUCUCGAAAAUGACGCUCAAUACGACCCUCCCAUGGUCAUCAUCGACGCCAACAUCACCAAUGACAUUGGUCAAGCCUGGAGCGGCACAUCAGGCGCGAAUCUGUCUGUCACCAUCUCUCUCGAUGGCCAAACCCUUGGCACUGGCAGCGUCUCGGCGGGUUCCAUGGGUACACUCAUCCCCAUCUCGCUCGACUCGCUCACGGCGCAGAUGACUCCGUACAACCUCACGUGCACGGCGACUCUCGACUCGACAACCUUCACGACGAGCCGAGCGCUCGCUUACAUGCCCCCUCCAUCCUAUGGCAAGACCUGUGGCUCAAAGAUCGACCGAUUGACCGGUGCGACCAUGGUCAGAAACGCCACCGCCGGGGAGCUGCAGUGGAAGAAGAUCUUCCCCGUGGGAUUCUUCGAUGAAAUCGGCCAAAACUCCACCGUCAACCCCGCCUUCACCCCUCUUGAACGACUCUACCAGGCUCACGCCAACGGCAUGAACUUUGUGCAUCUCCGUCCGCAGUACCCAUCGGUCGAAGGGAUCAACGAAUACCUGGACGUACUCGAAAGCCUCGGCAUGUACUUCACCGCCGAAGUGCUCGGAGGUGUCGGCAACAUGACCUACGUCCUCGACAUGCUGGAAAUCUUCCGUCCUCGAUCCAACCUCAUCGGCUACUACACCGGAGACGAGCUCGACGGUAGUGAUCCCGCGAACAAUGCCACAUCGGUCGCCUAUGAUUUCAUCUAUGAGAAUGACGGUUACCACCCCGUCCAGCUCACGCUCAACUGUCAAGAUUACAAGUUUAUCCAGUACGGUAUUCAAGGCGCGGAUCAGAUCGGCGUCGACCCUUACCCUGUCAACCUGAACGGUGCUUUCUCCCCGGUCUACUCGACGCCUGUGACCGACAUCUUUGGUGACUCGGGUUGCGACAACUGCGAGGGAUCCAUGUACGACAUUAUCAAUCGAGUGGACCAGACGAUUGACCGGGCCAGGCUGCUCGGUAUGUACAGGACAAAGCAGGUCGUCGGAACCCCUCAGGCCUUUGACGACUACAUGGAGACCUUCUGGCUCGCCCCACCCACCGGUGCCGAUGUUGCCGUCCAGAUGGUCGUCCAACUCAACCACGGUGUCUCGAUCAUCUCUCCGUUCGACGCUCCGGGAUCACCCGAAGCCGCCUUCACCAACGCCUCCCUCAUCGCCGCCCUCGUCACUGAGCACGCCUCCUUCUUCACCGACUUUGCAUACACCCGAAACACCAAUGUGACCACCACGUUGAUGUACCCUCAAGUGGAUGCGACGGAUAUCGCCUCAUGGAACAAUGGCACAGCCACGUUGUACGUCGCUGCCAACUUUAACAACUGGUGGGACCCACAGUUCGCCAAAACAUUCACCGUCGCACAACAGGGUGAGAUUCUCGCGGUGCCAUUUGGAAAUGUCACAGCCGUGAACGGGACAGCAGAGUUUAUCAUGCCGGGAAGGUCCAUUGCCGCGGUGGUGAUGAAGAACUAG
Messenger RNA from Kockovaella imperatae, 1713 nucleotides. RefSeq lists its product as hypothetical. Lineage: Eukaryota; Fungi; Basidiomycota; Tremellomycetes; Tremellales; Cuniculitremaceae. The record is from RefSeq and is a predicted model, not a curated record. The transcript is spliced from 3 exons. Bases 1 to 1713 code for a protein of 570 amino acids.